Monodelphis domestica (gray short-tailed opossum) is the source of this 11858-nucleotide messenger RNA. RefSeq names its product electron transfer flavoprotein subunit beta lysine methyltransferase (gene ETFBKMT). Gene Ontology annotation, biological process: peptidyl-lysine trimethylation. Gene Ontology annotation, molecular function: protein-lysine N-methyltransferase activity. Gene Ontology annotation, cellular component: mitochondrial matrix. The record is from RefSeq and is a predicted model, not a curated record. Lineage: Eukaryota; Metazoa; Chordata; Mammalia; Didelphimorphia; Didelphidae.
UUCAGCGAGCAUCUCACCUUGGGCUAUGGAUCGCUUUGCCUCCUGCCCUUGACAGCUGCUUGUCCUGUCACCGUUCAUCGCCAUAAAACCUUUUUUAUUCAUUCCUUCACCCGACCUGUUGUUCCUCUGAAAGCUUCGAAAAUCCGUUUUCCCCAAAUCUAGAGCAGAUCUUUUCUCUGUCGUAGACACGGGUUCUCUCAAGUUCACACCAAGCAGGAACCAAGCUCAAAAAGGCACACGCUCGGCUCUCAAAAUCCACUCCGCAAGCAGGAAGAGGACACUCGGGAAGUCCAGGCAGGCCCUGCGGCGUCAUACUGUACGGGAAACAUCUCUCUGUCGUGACGUGGCUGGGAUCGUCAGAAUCGGGAAUAGACAGCCGCUGGGCCUUUACACGGGGGCCGGUUCACUGUCCCCCAGACCGCUGGAGGGCCGGACUAUAAAGAAAAAGAAACUGUGCACGGCUGUCUGGGAGAGCGGAGGCUGCAGCGCUGGCUGGGAUGGGCCUGUCCUCACUGCCACCCCUAUACCGGGCAGCAGUACACACAGUGCGGAAUCCCCUCCCCCAGCUCGCCGCUCCCCGUGCUGACGUCUCCCAUCGUGCAGCCACAUAACCCUUUGUGCAGCGCCUCGUUCUCGUUCAGUUACUCUCAGAACAAGGCGCCAAGCAAAGGAUGACGUCACCGGAAGUAGUGCUGUACGUGAGCCACGCCACGCUUUGGGGCACCCCCAUAUACAGUGCUCCUCCCACUGACCACCAAUGAAAGAGGUGCCCCUUCCAGAAGUGCGGUGGGGGCCGGAUCCAUGGCCUCGGGGGCUGCGUGUGACCCACUGUAGGCUGAUCUUUGUGAAACAGAACUCGUAACUGAACGAGCCACUGGGGUGCUCAGCCCACCUGCUAAUGGGACAGCCAAACGGGAACGGCACGCACAGGUGGGGAAGCCACCCACGGGAGAAGCUCCAAGGCCCCUCCAGACUCUGACUUUCUGCGCCCUCCCUCCCUCCCACUUCCUCAUCUCGGGGCCCGGGACUUCCUCCCAGGUGAAGAGCACGGUGACGGCAGUGGGAGUGGACGGCCGGCCUGAUGAGCACGUCGGCUCCAGGCUCCCUCCCCGGCUCCGAGCCACGCAGCCAGAGAGCUGAGCCAGUUUUCUCCUGCUGGCCUCGUCCUGGGACUGCUCCCCACUUGUCAAUGCACAGCGUAGCGCGUUCUUGGCCUACGAUGUGGCGCGUCGGCCUCGUCUCUGCUUACAGAGCUUGGCUACGAGAGGGAGAGGAGGGCCGGAGUGCCAACAGUGCCCACUGUCGCCUCUUCAAGGGCCCAGACGGACCCGAUAAGACCAUAACAGAAGAGAAACUCCCUUCGCCCUCUUUGGUGGCAGGCCCAGAAUGAAGUCCGGACAUGCAUUGGCAAGGAAAGAGCACAAUGGGGAAACCGAGUCCCCAGGCUUCUCUCUCUGCGGCCAUGCCGAGCUGAAGCCCGAGAUUUUCCCCAAGGACAGACGUCUGCCUGUUGUUCUCACACUGCAGCACGGGCCAUUUCCACCAGGGACUCCCAAUAAUACCAAACUCGAGUCUGGGGGACCUCAAUGAGCAAAAUUCCAUGUUGCCCAAUUUAGGCCUUCGAGACUCCGUUCUGUCAUGUCGCCCUAGCAGUCCAUUUCAUGUAUCCUUCCUUUGUACAUUGAACCGGCCACCCUGGGUGGGAGGCGUCGAGGCCUUCUUGUCUCCCACCCUCGAUGGGGCUUGGUGCUGGGGCCGGGCGACUUCCUCUGAGCCUGCAGAGAAUCAGGAACGGGAGCCUUCACAAAUGAGUCACCGGGGGAAGGGCUGAAUGCUCAGGCUUGCGGCUGGGCUCGCCCAGUGGCCUCUGCAGUCACCAGGGAGCUUUGUGACCACUCCGGGCUCCGGUCACGCUGCAGUGCCUUUCUCCUGCUUGCCCAGGCCCAGGGGCUGCCUUUGCUAUUGCCUUUGGGCUUCUGGCUGCUUUGGGGCAUCGCCUGGGCUAGAUAAAGUCAUUGACCAUCUAGUUCUCCUUAUUUUACAAUCUCUCAUUCACUUGUCCUGCCGGCCACCUCAAUUCUCUUUAUACGCUUUAUCCUAAUUGGUGCUUACAACAGUCCUGGAAAUAGUUUUCUAUGGGAACAUUUUUAUUAAAAUACAUUUCAAAAUAGUAUCUUUCUAAUUUUACAAAUGGAGAAACUGAGGCCAAGGGUGUAAAGUGGCGGCUUGUCUAGGGCCAUAUAAUGGCAGAGCUGAUGCUAAAAAUCUCUUUCUUUGGUUAUAUUGCUUUUGCUCCAUGCACGAUUUUCCCAAGUUGCUUUUUUGGCACUUACUUGCCCUGUUUUGGGGAAGGAAUCAGAACUAAAGUGCUGCGUAAAAAAUACGCCUAAAAAUGGACCAAGGGCCCCAAUUGCGGCAUCCUUAUGACAGGACGUUAUCCUCAUCCUGGGAAGCGGCUGCCGUGUAAGUCCCUUGAUUUCCACCGUAAGAGGAGAGAAUCCCCCUUCCAUCUGCGGUGAGGCUGCCCGGCCCUGCCGCCAUGCCAGUAACCCUCUCUUCAUAUCCAAAACACCUUUUAGGAAGAAGUAGCCGAUGGCGUUGGGCCGAGGCUGGACGCUUGCCCCGAGGCCUUCUUGCAGCUUUCUUGGCCUUUGUCCGAGGACGGCCAGGAGGCCCACUUCCGCCCCUUCCCCUUGGAGGCAGCCCCUCUACAGAGCCGCCACCAGCUUCUUGGGCCCAGAAGGACAGGCCUUCCUGGAAGAGAACACUGAAGUGACCAACACUGGCAACCUCACCCCAGAAAUCCGGCUGCGGCUUCUGACCCCUCGAUGCAGGUUCUGGCGGGAAAGAGGCGACUUGUGGCCCUACAGUGAUCCCUACUGGGCAAUCUACUGGCCAGGAGGCCAGGCCCUGACCAGGUACCUCUUGGAUAAUCCUGACGUCGUCAGGGGAAGAUCUUUACUAGAUGUGGGGAGUGGAUGUGGAGCUACAGCCAUUGCCGCUAAAAUGAGCGGGGCGUCAAGGAUACUGGCCAACGAUGUUGAUCCUAUUGCAGGCCUGGCUGCCUCUUUGAACUGCAAAUUAAAUAACCUGGACCCGCUUCCCACCUUAGCACAGAACCUCUUGGACUCAGAACCGGCUCCGUGGGAGGUCAUCGUCCUGGGAGAUAUGUUUUAUGACACGGACCUUGCGGACAGACUUCUUCAGUGGCUGAGGAAAUGCAUGUGGACUCACGGAACCAGAGUGCUGAUCGGGGACCCCGGGAGACCCCAGUUCUGUGGGCUCGGCAUCCACAAUCGCUUAGAGAAGCUAAUUACGUACUCGCUUCCGGAGCCCACCGGGGAGGAAAACUAUAGCCUGACGACGAGCUCCGUUUGGAACCUCCAGCCCUGAACUCCCAUUGGGCGCCCCCGAGCACUGGUGGAUGCCGCUGUCCCUGGGACUGCGUUUAGGACCUCCAAGAUGUGUCCCAGCUGCUUUUCCUUUCUUGUACCCAGCUGCAAUUCCGCCCGCGGCAGCCCUUUGUCACUUUGUUUGCUGCUUUGUUUUCCUUGAACACAAGGGAUUGUUUACUACUUGGAGGGCACAAGCCCGCGGCCUGUUCUGGUCUUCGGCCAUCACCGCUAUUAGCGGGAAGAGGGCGCUUUUCUUUGAAGCCUAGCGGGUUCCUCACAACUCCUUGUAAGAAUGAUUGUUGUUUUUGUCUCCAAUUACGCUGAAGCAAUUUUUAACAUUCGCUUUUGGCUUUAUUUAAUUUGGAGCUCCAGAUAUUCUCCCUCCAUCCCCAAGCCUCCCUCUGACCAUCUGAUAGUUUGAUUCGUUGAUUCGAUGAUUUAUUCAUUAUUCAUGCAUCCCUUCCACCUUAGAAUCAAUCCUAUGUAUCGUUCCAAGGCAGACGAGCCGUCAGGGCUAGGCAAUCAGGGAGCACCCAGCAAGGAAGUGUCUGAGGCCAGAUUGGAACUCAGGACCUCCCGUGUAGGGUUCCAGAUAGGAACCAAUUAUGAAAGAGUGAAAAGCUGACUAACGAGCAAAGUGCUUAUGGCUACGUUUCUGCGAUCUCUCAUGAUUGCCUUCCCCAUCGGGCCGGUUGUCUAAUGUCAAAGGCUCUCCUUUAGCACUUGUAUGAGAGAUCCGGGUGAUGAAGGGGACGUGAACGGGGCUUGGGAUGGGCUCUCGUGUCUGAUUACUGACAGGAGGCUGCUUCUGCUGCGGGUCCCCUCUUUGAUGAUCUCUCUCGCACCCCCCGCGGAAGAACCUCCACAAACGCCGGUCCCCCCGACUGCCACAACGCUGACACCAUCAGAGGCAGGCCGCACGGGCUGGACGUUCCGCUGAAGAUUCCUGAGGCGCUGGGCCUCGGGUCCCUCUUAAACCCUUGCGCCCCUAUUCCCUCGGUCCCCAGCUUCCCUUCCGGUGGUCAGCCCGCGUUAGAAUAUGUUGUCUCUGGGCCUGGCUGUAUCCCCUAAGCGGCCUCCCCCAGUACAGACUGUACGCAUGCACUCAAGGAAGACGCUUUCCUUAGUGGUCCGUUGUGGCAGAAAACGCAGAGAAACAAACAAACGAAGAAGCGAAACCGAGGACGCUUCCUCGCGAGGGAGAUCCCGCUUUUCAGGCCUUUGGGACGGUCUUGGAUCAGGGGCAAAGCCCUGCCCGGUGCUUGUCUCUACCCAGGGCUCGCCUGGUUCUCUCUUCGUUCUGCAUCGUCACUUCCUGUGGCGGUUUCCAGGGGGAUCUGAAACCGCCCCGUUGUCCUUUCUUGUGGCCCGCCAGUGUUCUCUGACGAGCAUUCAGCACAGCUUGUUCAGCCCCUCACUUUCCAAUUCUUUGUCACCACAGAAAGAGCUGCUGGAGAUAUUUUCUACAAAUAGAUCCUUUUUCCUUUUUCUUUUUAAAUCUCUUUUGGAUGUAGACUUAGUAGUUUUGCUGGAUCAAAGGGUUUUAUAUCUACAUUUUAUAACCUUUGGAGAUUGCUUCAAAUUGCUCCCCAGGAUGGUUCAUGCAGUUCACAACUCUCCCAGCAGUGCCUUAAGGCCUCAAUUUUCCCACGUCCCCUCCAACACUUGCCAUUUUUCUCUUCAUAUUGGCCAGUCCGAGAGGCAUGAGGUAGUACCUCAGUUAUUUUAAUUUGCAUUUCUCUAAUCGCUUUUUCACACAAUUAUAGAUUAUUUUGAUUACUUAGUCUGAAAAUUACCUGUUCAUAUCCUUUGACCAUUUAUCAAUUGGGGAAUGAUGUGUGUUCUUAUAUCUUUGACUCAUUUCUCUGCAUAACUGAGAAACGGGACCUUUAUUAGAGACUUGUAAAAAGUGUUUGCACCAUUAUGCUUACUGUGUAUUACCUUCCAUCCUAGUAAGCCCUGUUUAGUUUCUGACCGUCACCUCCUGGAAUUUGUUCUCUUUUCUAUCAGCCCACCAGCCUUCUCUUAUCCCCCUCCCCUCCUAUUUUCCUGCAGGGUAAGAUAGCUUUCUCUACCCAACUGACACUGUAUGUUCUUCCUUCAUUAAUCCAAUUCUGAUAAGAGUAGCCUUCAGCCCACCUCCCCCUAUUGUCAAUGCUUUUUCUUGCCUUUUUUGUGUGCAGUAAUUUAUCCCAUCCUAUUUUCCCCUUCUCCCUCCUCCCAAUGCAUUUCUCUUUUUCAUGCCUUAAUUUAUUUUUUUAUGUCAUCCCAUCAUAUGCAACUCACACACUUGCCCUCUAUCUGUGUAUACUCCUUCUAACUGCCCUAAUAAAGAUAAAGUUCUUGGGUGUUAAACACAUUAUCUCUCCAGAUAGGCAUACAGGGAUGUACAAAGUUUAACCUUAUUGAAAUGUCUUUUGAAUUCUUUUUCCUGUUUACCUUUUUUUUUUUUGAUUCUCUUGAGUCUUUUAUUUGAGAGCCAAAUUUUCCAUUCAGCUCUGAUCUUUUCAUCAGGAAUAUUUGAAAGCCUCGUUUCAUUGAAUACCCAUUUUUUCUCCUGAAGAAUUAUGCUCAGUUUUGCUGAGUGAUUCUUGAUUGACAUACUAGUUCCUUUGUCCUCUGAUCCUUUCAUGUAGAAGCUACCAAGUCUUGUGUUUUCCUGACUCUGGUUCCCUAAUAUUUGAAUUUCUUCUUUUUUGACUGUUUGCAGUAUUUUCUCUUUGACCUGGGAGUUUUAGAAUUUGGCUAUAAUAUUCCUGGGAGUUAUCCUUUUGGGAUCUCUUUCAGGAGGUGAUUGGUGGAUUCUUUCCAUUUCUACUUUGCUGGCUGUUUCUAGAAUAUCAGGGCAGUUUUCCUUGACGAUUUCUUGAAAAAUGAUAUCUAAGCUUUUUUUUUUUAUCAUAGCUUUCAGGUAGCCCAAUAAUUCUUAAAUUAUCUCUCCUGGAUUUAUUUUUCAGGUCAUUUGUUUUUCCUGAGAUAUUUCACAUUUUCUUCUAUUUUUUCAUUCUUUUGACUGUUUGAUUAUUUCUUGAUGUUUCAUAGAAUCAUUAGCUUCCACUUGCCCAGGUGUAAUUUUUAAGGCAUAAUUUUCUUUAGGGAGCUUUUGUACCUCCUGUUCCAUUUGGCCAAUCUUACUUUGUAAAGAGUUCUUUUCCUCAAAGAAUUUCUGUACUUCUUUUUUCAAAGAGCCAGUUUUGUCUUUCAAGAAGAUUUUUUUUUUCAUCAGUGCAUUUUGGUAUAUCUUUUCCCAUCUAGCUGAUUCUGCCUAUAAGAAGAUCUUUUCUUUUUUGGAUUUCUGUGUCAUUUUUACCAAUUAGCCUACUCUGUUUUUUAAGAUAUUAAUUUCUUCAGUAUAUUUUUGUGCCUCCUUUACCAAACUUUUGACUUUUUCAUGAUUUUUCUGCAUUCAUUUCUUUUCGUAGUUUUUUCUAUCUAUUUUUAUAAUCCAUUUUAAGCUCCUCCAUUAAUUCUUUUUGGGUUUGAGUGCAAUUCAUAUUUUUCUUGGUGGCUUUGACUUUUUGUCUUCUGAGUCUACCCUGUCAUCAAAAUAACAUUCUAUAUUGAGUUUCUUUGUGUGUGUGUGUGUGUGUGUGUGGUUUGCUCAUUUUCCAGGCUUUUUCUCUUCUUUUAACUUAAAAAACUGUUCAAGUUGGGCUCUAUAACUGUGGUGAGGGGCACUGUUCCAAGAUUCAGAUUCAUUGGGCAGCUGCCUUCAGAGCUGGCUUUGGGGAUCUAUCUGCUUUCAGUUCUUCCAAGGUGGUAUGAUGUGAGGAGAGCUGUGUUCAAUACUCUACAGGCCUGUGUUCUGCUCUCUUUUAUCCCUCAGAACUGUGAACAGGGUUCCCUGCUCCUCUGUGGCUGCCAGUGCUGAUGUCAGUUGGUGCUCCUCCUCAUCCUGCAACUGGGCCCCAGGGCGGCAACCCAGUUCUUUUAUGGGCAGUGCUACAAGAGUCUCACACCCAGAGCAGCAAAGGGAUUCCUAUAAUCUCCUAAGCAGUUGCCCAAACCUUCUCAACCUCUGUGGUGAGAGUUCUGGAAGCUUUGGCAGCUGCUUCAAUUGUGCCCCAGAUCUUUUGCUUCAACAGGGCCUGCCCUUGUGAGCCAUGCUUCACUGCCACCUGAUGCACCAGAUCCCUCACGCUAGUCUUCUAGGUGGUUUUGGGUGAAAAAUGACUUUGCCUUGUAUUUGGUGGGCUAUGCUACUCCAGAAUUUUUUUUUUUUGAGGUAUUCUAGAAUUGCUUUUUGGAUGGGGUAGAAAUCAGAUGGGUCUCUUUGCCUUCUCCACCAUGUUGGCUCUGCCCCCCUCCAAGUAACUCUCCCUAUUAAAUAUCUUCCACUGGAUGUCCUGUAGACAAAGUAAUAGUUUAUUGAAAAAUGAAAAAUAAGAGCUUCCAGAGCAGAUGCUGCUGGAAGCCUACUUGUGAGGCCGUAAGAGGACAUAGACAUCUUGAGCCAUAUACCCAAAUAAACUCCAAAUGGGGACAUGAUGUAGACCUAAAUGGUACUACUAUCUGUAUAAUUGAAAAUCUGUUAUCCUAAAAAAGAACUACAUUUCCCGGGAGUCCACUGACUUCCUGUCAUUGUGUUCUUCCUGAAGACAGGAGAUAUUAGGCGGGGACGUGGAGGGUCCCGCCUCUUUACUUCCUGUCCCGAGUUUGGUGGUGGUAAGGCAGGUGUUUGAACUGGCUGAUUAGCCAUGGGCACGUGGUCUUUAUUUUGUAUCCGCUUUAAUCCUUUAUUUCUAAUGAUCAAUAAUAAAUCUCCUAAAGUAUAACAUUUUAUUAUUUGAGAUUAAUUUUAAUUCUUACAUUUUUGGUAACCAGAAGGGAUGAGAAAAAACUCAAAUUUUUUAAAAGAUAGCCUAGAUAAAUUUUUUAAGCCAUGUUUCCUGCCAAGGCUUGUUGCCCACCCCACGUACCCACCCACCCUCACAAAGUCCAAGAGAACUUCGAACUCUCUUUGGAGUUGCUGCCUUUUUCUUUCCUUACUUUUAGCCCGGUCACUCUCUGGGCUAUUUUUAGCUGGAGGACUCUGCUUGAGUCUAUGUUCUUCAGUUCCUCACUGCUGCCUCUGGCAAUCCUCCUCCUGAUCUCUGGCUCUGCUCCUAUUCCUGCUUCUGAAUUGGCCUCCAAUCUGACCCCGAUCACUAUUGCCAAUCCUGCUGGGCUGCUGAUGCUGCCAUUGAGAAGCUAUUACUGCCACUGAGUUCUUGGAGCAGCUCUCUGGGCAACUGUUAAAACUGGGGUGUAUUUUCCUUAGGGGACAAUUAGUCUGCGAAUUCCCUCUCCACAUGGCUGGGGAAACUAGCAUUUUACCUGGGGGGGGGGGGAGAGGGAAGAAGGAAGUUACUCUUCCAAACAGGAAGUAAAUUGCAAGUAUGGAAUACUCUAUGAAAAGAGCAGCACCUUGCUUAUUUCAAACAGUUUCUACCAUUCAUGAGUGCGUUUAUCCUUUCACUUAGCUUGCCUGAGAUUCAUGGGAGAUUCACCUCCCUACAACCCUUUGCAAUUUGGGUCUGCCCAGUCUCCAAGAUUCAUCUAGUUUGGGAUUCCUCAAACCCAUGUUCUCUCUUGUUAUAGUAAAUCUCACAGUUCUGACAAAAGGAAUCUGAACAGAUAGGGAAAGGAACUUUUAAAGAGACUGGAGGUGAACAUUUUAAGCCUCUUCAGACUCCUUUGUUUUACGAAAGUCUCUGUAUUUUAUUGUAUUUGGCUGAUUGUCUGCUUUAAGAUUGAAUUUUGUUCUUUUAAGUUCAUAUAUUAACCUGAUCAAUACUAUUGUUACACUGAAUCAUUUUAAUCUACUGUUUUAACUAUUAGAUAUAUUCUGUUAACUUUCCCCUAUGACCACUGAUCAAAAUAUUGUAAAAUAUUGCAAAAGCCCAUAGACAGCUUUUUUUUAAUUUUAAUUUUUUUACAUUUUGCAAUUGUUAAUUGUCACAUAGAUGAUGGAUGGACUCAACCUGGAUAACAACCUUUGGAAAUUUUAAUGAGCUAAGAAUUUAAAUGGUAACUCAAAGUGGUCUUCAGAAAUAAUUUUAAUUAACUAGUGGUUUCUGAAUGGAUGAUUUUAAAAAUAUUUAUAUUAUGAAGAAUGCUGUACUAAAGGUAGAGAAACAAAGAAAUGUUCCUACCAAGGUGUUUCUAUGAAGCAGGAAGCCAAAAAGAGCUCCUGCAAAACUCUUCAGUUUAAUUUACUUUCACCAGAACAAUCUAGAUUUCUUGGUGAUGUUCUAGACCUAAAUAAGUUUUACUUUGUUAAAAAAAAUUGCCAUGGUUGAAAGAUUUGCUACAUCUGUAAAAAUUGGGACAAAUAUACAUCAAUUCAUAGUUGGUUUUUUUUUGUCAUACAACAGCUUAUAUGAAAUGUGAUAGUGGGUUUGUUUGCUAUUGUAAUUAACUGGGCUAUUGUCAAUUUUGGGGACUUUGGUGCUUCUUUGAAUGUGCAUUACUGUUUCAUUCUGAAAAUUGUUUGUACUCACACAGUGAUUAAGUUAAAAAGGAAAUGGAUCUCAUUUUUUGUGAGAAACCUUUGUAAAAAAAAAAACUUCUUGGCUGACACAGUGUGUCACUGAUUGUAAGCUAUAUGUUUUUGAUUUUUAAAACUGUUUUUUAUUAUUGUUUUUCCUUGCAUGUGUGAUAAUGUAUCUGAGUUUUCUUAUUCUCUCCAUUUUGUAUUUGAAGCACAUGUCAACAAUAUUGAGAAGAUUUUUCUUUAAUUUUUUUAUUUUGUAGUAAUAUAAGUUUAAAAUACAUUUGUUCUAAUAUUAAUGCAUACCCAAAAAGGUUUAACUAUAAAAAUGAUGCCAUUGAUUGUUUAAAAAAAAAUUAUAGGACUUUGCUUAAUGAUUUUGUCUGAUUCCAGAAGGGAAUACAAAAAGAGCCAUUGCACAGUGCCAAAGCACAAAGCUAAACUGCAUAGUGCCAAUUGAGCACAAGGUCAAAAAGACCAACCAAUUCCAAUGGGAUUGAUGAAAUUUUGAGCCAAGACAAGAGGACUUGAACUUGUUUGGGUUUUGAGGUUGCGGCUGUUUUGACAUGUCAAAGGCAGGUCUUCCUUGUCCCACAUUCUACCAAGUAUCUCAAUUUGGCUCCUACCUGUCUCCUACAAUCUUACUCCCUUUUCUGUCUUUCAUGGUGUGGCAAAACUUUCUGUAAUCCUGGCUGCUGAUUGGGUAAAUGCAUAAUUGCUUAAAUCACUUUAAUUGGGCCCUGAUUCAAUGACCUGUUAUAGAUUUGUUUUUCCUUUACUUAGAAUUUUUAUACAUAAGACUUUGAUAGUUUAUAUUUCAUCCAUAAAUUAUUUCUCUUUUAUUUGGAUUUUUUAAAAUGUUUUUUCUUUUAUCUUAUCAAUUGAUUCAUAUAACUCAGCCAUGCAUCCCUAAGUGAUUCUUGUGUUUUUCAACACCCUCUUCGGGGGGCAAUGUACAAUUAUUCUAAAAUGCAAAGUUUAAACUCUUUUGAGAGUAAUUUUGGGUUUAAAAACAUGCUACCUCUCCGAAUUCAGAAAGUGAACUGUUUGGAGAAGGCACCAGGAAGAUGCCUCCCCAGAACACACACUGCACUAGAAGAUACAGAGUGAACUUUGGGAUGUGGUGAUUUGAACUGUGUGGAGUUGAAUGUAUUUGUUUUGUAUGUAUACUCUUAUGCCAAAGGGGACUUCCCCAUAACUGGCUUUUUGUCAAUGCACCUAGCAAUCAUUGGUUUUGUUCUCUUUUCGUCUUAUCCUCAAAUUAUUGUAAUUUCAAAGUUGGUUAUGUCUACAAGAUCCGUUGGAGAGACUAGUCUUCCAUGGAUCUCGGGGCGGGGGGGGGGGGGGGGGAACAUAUAAUUGAAACUCUGUUACCCUAAAAAACUACAUCUCCCAGGAGCCCACUGACUUCCUAUCAUUACAUAUUUCCUGUAGACAGCGGAUAUUAGGUGGGGACAUGGAAGGUCCUGCCUCUUUACUUCUUGUCCCGAGCUUGGUGGUGGUAAGGUAGGCAUUUGAACUGGCUGAUCAGCCAUGGGCACCUGGUCUUUAUUUUGUAUUCUCUUUAUUCCUUUAUUUCUAAUGUUCAUUAAUUGUAGUCGAGGAUUACCUCCUCUUUUCUUUAUUUGUAUUUGCCUAAGAUAAAGUUGUGGACUUACUUAUCUUUGCUUCAGACAAAGAUGAGGAUUGACCUUUGCCCAUCUUGGGACUAAGGAUGGAACAGUAAACAUGAAGGUUGCGGGAUAACAUUUAUGAAGGGCAAAUUGCGAUUAGGUGGGUGCCUCUCCCCUCGUCUGCCCCUCUUCCCUUUGUUUGUAUUUGCAUUAAAGGAAGAAUGUAGGCUGACCUUUGAACACCUGACUAUCCCUUGAUCAAGAUUAGGGUUUCUGGAAUGUAGAGUUGUACAUUCCUGUAGGUUUUUUGUCUAAGUAGUCUUUACCUAUGAAAGUUCUGUGUGAAGCAAAUAAAAUUGGCACUAUUUCUCUCUUUCA